AUGAUCGCAUCUGACAAAGGCUUGGAUCAGUUGAAUCUUUCUGGCCUGACCCCUGCCCAGUUGCAGGCCUUUGGCGCUGGGAUUGCCGCUGGGGCGGCAGCUGGAGGCAAUGGCCCAGCUGCCGGGAUGAAGAAGCAGAAGCAGAAGAAGCCUGGCCAGGGGAAGUCGAAGUUUGUUCUGCUGCGUCGGGAGAAGGUGGCAGCCAUGGCCGAGAUUUCAGCUUCAUCCACCACCACCUCCACCACCACCUCCACCACCACUCUCCUCCCAAGUAGGAGCUCGCUCCAGCUCCUACGCAGCCCCUCACGAUGGCGUCCAAAGACGCUUUCAAGGAUGACAUGUAAGAGCAGCGCACAAGAGCAUAGGUGA
Messenger RNA from Fusarium falciforme, 369 nucleotides. RefSeq lists its product as hypothetical. The transcript is spliced from 2 exons. Lineage: Eukaryota; Fungi; Ascomycota; Sordariomycetes; Hypocreales; Nectriaceae. Bases 1 to 369 code for a protein of 122 amino acids. The record is from RefSeq and is a predicted model, not a curated record.